Triplophysa dalaica is the source of this 5826-nucleotide messenger RNA. It is a transcript of the gene ttc6, whose product is annotated as tetratricopeptide repeat domain 6. The record is from RefSeq and is a predicted model, not a curated record. NCBI's taxonomy places the organism in Eukaryota, Metazoa, Chordata, Actinopteri, Cypriniformes, Nemacheilidae. Gene Ontology annotation, molecular function: protein binding.
CGCUGCUGGCGUUUCUCUGUUUGAGUUUCUGAGGUAAAAAGCUGCAGACACAUUUGAGCAAUUUAGCAAACCCGUCAAAUUCAUUUUGUAUGUUUGAGAAAGGUUAAAGUUCGAGGGGAUACAUCCCUGAAAAGCUAACUGUCCCACAAAUCCAUGUUUUAAAGACGAAUAAAGUGAAUGUGGCUCAUAAAGCAAGACCAAACAUUUCCUCCACAGACACUUCAGUGAACACCAUGCCUCUUCGAAAACCUAAACCUGGACAUGAGAUUGUCCAAAAGCCGGCCAUUGCCUCUCUCGCUGGGACCACCAAAGCAGUGUCCAUGUCCCAGAGGCCUCAACCUCCCAUAAAGCCCAGAUCAGGGAAGAAUCUGUCAGCAGGUGGAUCUUGUAAACCUAGCACACUUACCCAACAGGGUGAAGGUGCGUCGAAGAAAGCACACCAGUCCGCAUUCUGCAGCCUGGGAAGUUCUGAAAACUUUAAGGAUCGAGAACAGAAUGGAUUUGGAGGAGGAACAACAGAAUCAUUUUGGGAUGCUGUUACACAUCAAGCUCUCUCACACCAGAGACACACCAGCGGUUCUGGUUCCAGCAGAACACAAAGUGUCAAGUCCACCUCUGAACUGCUGAUGGAAGCUAGACUUAUUGCUGGACUGGAGCAGCCAGAUGAAUCCGGCCAGCAGAGGGCGACAGAGGAGACCCUGCGAGACACAUCAGUGAAGGAGAGUAGGCACACAGGAGAUGAGAUUAUUGGUACCCUGCAAAGGGAAGUAAGAAUUGAAACUCUCCCCACCUGUGAGCAAGUGGCCAAGAAGUGCAUGGGAUGUGAAUCUGGACAUAGAUGUCCUGAUAAUAAGGGGCCAACUCGAAGGGACUCCUCUGUACCACAGUUAAAUGUGUAUACAUCAGAAGAAAGAAGUUCUAGACCAGUGUGCCCUCCACCCGUGUCAUCUGGUGAUAAAAUGGCCGUGUCAGUUGAUUGUCAGGUGACUAAUGAAGAUAUAAUUAUGGCUCGAGGACACAGCCUAAAUCAGAGAGCAGAGAAGACAUCACAUCAGACAAAAACCAUUCAGUGUCUUUCACUUGUAGCAACGUGGAAACCUAAAAAAGAUUAUAGAAGUGCUAAGAGCUAUAAAACCAUCCAUCAUUUUUGCACCACACCUGUCAGUCAAAUUGUGCCUGUGGAGCUACGACUGGCAUCCAGGUUCUGCCACACUCAAAAUCUGACCGCUGCAACACCUCAGUUAGACCAGCAGAUGGCAGCACCUGGACGGCUGUCUCAUCCUGACCUAAAGAGGCUGGUGUGUGAAGGUGUACCCGCUGAAUCUGCUGUAGUCUGGGAACACACAGACUGUAUUUCACACAUACCAAAACAGCCCUCGAAUACUCUGGCGGAUUGGCAGAGAAUAGCAGAGUUUUAUGUGGAAAGACCACGGAUUGUAAUGUGUGGACGUGCUGCAACACUGUGUGCCAGCGAGCUCAGAAUGUUCUGGAAUCCAGCACCUCCUAAAUUCAUCUGUGCUCCGUGCGUGUUGAAAGAAAAACUCUUUCCUGAAUAUCAGAUUACUCGGCCUGACCAGUACAAAGAGAACAUGAUGGAUCAUGUGGUGGGCUCAGUUAGCCGUGAGACUGUUGCGAAACAGAAAAAUGUCUCGUCUUAUCAGUGCAGAUCUUUGCCAGAGUUGGAAAUGGCCUCAUUUGCUUCUUUUGGGAUCGGCGCAAAUGAACAGGCCAGACGGCCCCACUCUGCCCCGCACUUAACCCCGGAUCCUGAGCCCUUUCUUCAGCUGCGGUCUGACUUUACCAGCCUCUCGCAGGAGCUGGAACAUGUGCGCUUACAGCAGCAGAAGUCAGCCUGUGCCGCUCUGGCUGGAGAAUCCCUCUCCAAUGCCAGACAGGCUGAGCUCCGGGAUGUUCGCACUUGUCCCAGCUCAUUAGAGGGGCCCUGCCAGUCCCCGAAUCACAGGAGAAAUACACGCAAAUGCACAGACAGGACAAGUUUCCCCUGUUAUAAACAAAAUGCUGUUAAAAGGGGAAAGAAACUGAGCUCUGUUAAGAUGGCCUACGUUCGCAAAACACUGAGCGAGACGUCGCGAACACUCGAAAGGAGUGAGUCUUUGUGUCAGUUACCAUGGAAGCCCAAACCAUCUGAAGGUCCGUCUACACCCUUCAACCGCCUCAGUCUGCCUCUGCUACUCGAUUUUGAGAGCUUUGCUGUAGAUCGUGGUGGCAUACCUGACACAGCGCCACCCAGAGAGUGGGUUCGAGACUUAUGGGAAGCCUGGUUCGAUGAGCUUUUUCCACCUCUGGAGAAGAUCCAGAGUACAGACUCAGGUGGUCUGACAGCAAACAAGCCCCCACAGGAGCUGGAUAGAGUGGAUCUGUGUGAAGUUCUGGAGGAAUGUCUCACUAUAGCGGAUUUAGAGCGUGAGGUAGCCAAGCUAACUCAAGUUAUGACCGAACGUGGGACUCGCAGUGCCUUUGACUUGUGUCGGCGUGGAGCACUUCAAAUUAAACUUGGUUAUCUCAACCAGGCCCUGGAAGAUCUGAACGGCGCCAUCUCUCUGGAGCCCUAUUUACUGGAUGCCUACUGGCACAGACACAACGUCUACCUGCUGAGAAACGACCCCAGUCGAGCCCUGGCUGAUCUUGACAUCAUCAUUAGGAACAACAAGAUGCAUUCAGAUGCCUUUAUGUCUAGAGCAGAAAUCUUCAAACAAAGAGGAGAAACUACAUCAGCUAUAAUCAGCUACACACAAGCCAUCAAUGCCAAGCCAGAUAAAGCGGACAUUUACUUCAGAAGAGCACAGCUGUAUGAGAAGACAGAUGAAAUACUGCUGGCCAUGGAAGACUAUGCUAAAACGUUCGCUGUUGACUCGACAAGGACAGAUGCUAUGAUGAUCUGUGGAGUGCAGCAUUUCAACAACUCUCAAUGGACGAUGGCUCUGGAUGAUUUCUCCUUACUGGUGCAGCAGGAACCAAGGAAUGCUGUAGCUAGGACAUACAGAGGAAGGAUCUACACUAAGCUGGGCCGCUUUGAGGAGGCUAUCGAGGACCUUUCAUUGGCUAUGCACUUAAAUCCCAGUGACUGGUUGGCAUUUUACCACAGAGGCUUCCUGCUGAGGAAGAUAAAGCCUCAGAUGGCCUUGAGAGACCUCAGCACGUCUGUUCUCAUCAAUGACAGCGCUGAAAACCUGAGAUCUUUCCUGCACCGCGGCCUGCUCUAUGCUCAGUUGCGGCUCUGGCGACAGGCCACGGCUGACUUUGAAGCUGUGAUCAAACUUGACAGGUCCGUGGCUGUUGCUUAUGUCAGUUUGGGGCUCAUCAGCAUGUUGAAAAUGAAUCGAAAUUACGAAGCCAUCAAAAGGUUCAGUGAUGCAUUGAAAGAAGAUCCCAGCUGCGUAAGAGCAUGCGUGUGUAGGGCCAGAGCUUACUACAACGUGAAUAAUCUGAGUCCAGCCGUAAAGGAUUUGAGUCGAGCGAUACACAUGAACCCAGAUGCCCAUGACCUACACAUCAUGAGAGGGCAGUACUUGUAUGAAAUGGGACGGUUUGACCUGGCUCAUCUCUCCAUACGAUAUGCCGCUGAAAUGAAGACAGCUCUGAGUUUAUCGGCGGUCCAGCAAGCAACUGUUCAAUCGUUCCUGGGGAACGAAGCCGAAGCCAUCGCCUGCCUGCAGGAUGCGGUCGAUACACGACCUUUACUUCCAGCCCUCAUUCUUUUGGGAAAGACACUGAUGAGGGAACACAGGUUCACAGAAGCAGUGGAGACUUUGGGAAAAGCUCUGGAAAUGCUGGAAACCAAUAAAGCGAAACGCUCUAGUGUACAAAAAGCUGCAGAAGUCUUCCAUCUUAUUGGCGUGUGCUGCAUGGCACAGGUGCCUCUGUUACAGGAGAGCAAAGACUCUCUUUUGGUCCAGGCUUUAGAUGCUUUCAACAGUGCUGUGAGCAUGAAGCCAGACCUCGCUGAAGCUUACCAUCAGAGAGGACUUUGUCGCACGUACCUACGAGAUUCAGCGAGCGGGCAGGACUUUAAUACAGCACUGCGCAUAAACCCCAACCUUUAUCAGGUACAUUUAAGCCGGGCUGCCCUUUAUGGAGCUGAAGGGCGAUAUGCAAAGGCCGUACUCGACUGUAAUGAAGCUAUUAGAAUCCAUCCCAAGAGUGUCAAAGCCUACUUAUAUAAAGGAGCUCUACAAAUCUAUCUGAAAGCAUACAUGAAAGCAGUGGAGGAUUUAUCUGUGGCAAUCCAGAUGGACCCCGCGUGUGAAUUUGCUUACUACAACCGUGGUGUUUGUUACCAGAAACUGCAGGAUUAUGAGCUGGCGCUUAGGGACUACAGCGUCGUGCUGCUCCUGGAUGGAGCCGAGCUUGAUCUCAAAGUGUUGAUAAACCGUGGCCUUCUGUAUGUGGAGUUAAAUGAUUAUAGCGGUGCCCUUCAGGAUUUUUCUGCUGCAGCACACGAGCGUCCUGAUGAUGCAAUAAUUCACCAUACACUGGGUGUGAUCCAUCACAGGCUUGGACAGUUGGAGAAGGCUUUUGGCAGUCAUGGCAUGAAGCACGCCCAGAGAGACUUUCUCACUGCUCUGCACCUCAAUCCACUCUGUUUAAAUGCCCGCAUCGGCCUGGCAUACAAUUUACAGGUUUUGGGAUUCUUCCUGAGAGCCUGGAAUCAGUUCACUGUGGCGAUGGAGGUAAACCUCAAAUGCUGGACGGCGUAUGAAGGCAGAGCUGUCGUCAGUGUGCAGAUGGGAAACCAGUUUGCAGCGCUGCAGGAUAUAAACACCGCUAUAGAGGUUUAUAACCCUCACUCCGAGCUGCUUUUUACAAACCGAGGUCUGAUCCAGCAGUUAAUGGGGGAUAAAUUCAGCGCCAUAAAGGACUAUCAGAAAGCCAUCAGCCUCAAUCCCAAAUACGCUCUGGCACACUUUAAUGCUGCUACUCUCUUCUUUUACAACGGACAGUUUGAGCAGGCGUGUGAGUUCUACAGCAGAGCUUUUGAACUGGACCCAUCAGAUGAGUCCGCCAUCCUGAACCGAGCCAUCACUCACGGGCUGCUGCGGAAGAUUCCUGAAGCACUGCAGGAUUUCAAUGAGACUCUGCGCCUCAACCCGCUCUCUGCACACGUGUACUUUAACAGAGCCAAUCUUUACUGCUCACUCAGACAGCAUCAGUCAGCUGAGGAGGACCUUACUCAGGCUCUGCGGCUCCAGCCAGGUGAUGCCCUGCUCUAUAAACUCAGGGCUGACGUUCGGGCACGUUUAGGGUGGACUGAGCAGGCGUUGGAGGACUACAGGACCGCAGUGGAACUUGAAGAACCCGAAGCAUGAAUCUUGAUGCUGCUCGGGGGUUCUUUAAAAUAAAUGAAGUGAAACUUAUUAAAGCACUUUGAUGCAGUUAACAGUUUUUAAUGUUUUAUUAUGUCACAGGUUUUUGCUCACAGGUUAGCGAAAUGAGAGGGUAAAUUAAUGACAAUGAAUUUUCAAUUUUGGGUGAACUAUCCCUUUAAAACAGGUGGACGGGUAAAAGUCGUUCUUUUUUCAAUUCCAGCUAUGUUAGUACAAACAAGUUGUGAGAGUCUGACAUAAAGACAUAAACCGGGUGUUUAGGAAUAUCAUUACAACACUUCAGUAAGUUUUAUGUGUCUAGCAGCACAUAAAAUGAUCACAAUAAAAUGAUCACCUGUGAAGCAAUGUCUUGUUAGGUUAGAAACUCAAUUCAUUCACUUAUGAAUCAAAUUCCAAAUGACUGAUAUCUAUAGGUCAUUUAAUGGGCUUAAAUAGAUGAAGAGUGAAAGAAACACCUGCUGAAUGAUAUAGAUCCUCUCCA